Oldenlandia corymbosa var. corymbosa is the source of this 1164-nucleotide messenger RNA. The record is from the annotation of a GenBank genome assembly. Lineage: Eukaryota; Viridiplantae; Streptophyta; Magnoliopsida; Gentianales; Rubiaceae.
AUGUCAACCACUGAGUCAGGAAUCAUUGCUCUUGUGCUUUUGCGUUUGUUUUAUAAGCUUCAGUAUGCUGAUAAGAGCGUUUUGAUGAAAGAGUUGACUAGGUCUUUUGGGUGGAACACAUAUGAUUCUUUUAUGCAGCAGGAUGUACAGGAACUGAAUAGGGUUUUGUGUGAAAAGCUUGAGGAAAAGAUGAAGGGGAUUGUUGUUGAAAGCACAAUACAGAACUUGUUUGGUGGACACCAAAUGAACUAUAUUGAGUGCAUCAACGUGGAGUUUAAGUCUACUAGGAAGGAGUCUUUUUAUGAUCUUCAGCUUGAUAUGAAAGGGUGCAAGGAUGUGUAUGCCUUGUUUGAUAAGUAUGUGGAAGUUGAACAUAUGGAAGAAGACAACAAGUACCAUGCUGAGGGACAUGGUUUGCAGGAUGCUAAGAAAGGGGUGCUUUUCACUAAUUUCCCCCUUGUCCUUCAACUUCAUCUCAAGCGGUUUGAGUAUGACUUUUCGAGUGAUUCAAUGGUUAAGAUCAAUGAUCGGUAUGAGUUCCCUCUCCAACUGGAUCUUGAUAGGGAGAAUGGCAAGUGUUUGUCUCCUGAUGCGGAUAGGAGUGUCCAGAAUCUCUACACACUUCAUAGUGUUCUACUGCACAGGGACGGGAAAAGUGACACGGACAGGAUUAUUUGUGAUGUUGAUGAGAAUGACAUUGCUGAAGACCUCAGGACAAGGAACACCUCUUUCCAUCUGGAUCAUCCAUUAACGCCUGAAGAGGAAGCGAAAAUGGUUGGCCAGAUGAUCAGGGAAGUUUCACCCAGGAUUCACAACGUGGAGUUGAACUUGUUUCUGGAGGUUAUGGAUUUGAAUCCUGAGCCUCUACCAGAAAAAACUGAAGAAAACAUACUUCUCUUCUUUAAGGUUUAUGAUCCUGAAAAGGAAGAGCAUCGAUAUGUGGAGAGGAUGUUUGAGAAGAGCUCUGGAAAGCCAUGCAAAGUGCUGCUAAAAGUGUCGGCUGGAUUCUCUAUGAACGAUGAUAUUGAAAUUCUCGAGGAAGUGAAGUUUGAACAGAAUAUUGUUUGUAAACCGAUGGAUACACGUUCUUGGUCCAGAGUUCAAGAUGGGGAAAUCAUCUACAUUCAAAAGCUCCUUUCUAGAGAAGAUCAAGAACAAUUUUGA